GUUCAGUCUUCUUUCGAGCGUCGCAGCGUGCACAUCGGGUCUAUCCCCCAAGCCAUCUCCAUUUCGAUACAAUUCGCUUCGAUUCGAUUCGAGCCGACCCGAUCCGAACCGCUAUAGUCUCGCAUUAAUUCGCGUGCGCGAGCUACGAGUUGAUACAAAUAUCGCAAGUGUUUUAAUUGAGGAGAAUCCCAAGCACUCGAGCCAAGAUGACGGUGGAUUUGUCGCCCGUGCAGGAGUACUACAAGGACAAGACGAUCUUCAUCACUGGAGCGUCCGGGUUCAUGGGCAAGGUGCUGCUGGAGAAGCUGCUUUACUCCUGCCACUCGCUCAAGGAGGUGAUCAUCAUCUGCCGCCCGAAACGCGGCAAGGCUCCCGAGACGCGUCUGGAGGAGAUGUUCAAGCUGCCCAUCUUCCAGCGCAUCAAGGACGAGCGUCCGGAGAUGCUCAAGAAGGUGACCAUUUACCAGGGCGACGUUACCUUUGACCAGCUGGGCCUGAGCGGGGAGAGCCUGAAGCACGUGACCGAGAGCACCAACAUCGUGUUCCACAUGGCGGCCACACUCAAGCUGGAGGGCAACCUUCGAGACGCCAUCGACAUGAACUUGCUGGGCACCCGGCGCGCCCUCAACGUGGCCAAGGAGAUGAAGCAGCUAGAGGCCUUCGUCCACCUGUCCACGGCCUUCUGCAACUGCGACCAGGAGGUGAUGUACGAGAAGGUGUACGAGUUCCCGCACAAGCCCGAGGACCUUAUGCGCCUGGCCGAGUGGAUGGACGUGAAGACCCUGGACGCCAUCACACCGGAUCUGCUCAAGCCGCACCCAAACACCUACACCUACUCGAAGCGCCUGGCGGAGCUCCUAGUGCGGGACCACUACGAGUCCAUGCCCGUCAUCAUCGCCCGUCCCAGCAUCGUAACUCCAGCUGUUGCUGAGCCCCUGCCAGGUUGGGUGGACAAUAUGAACGGGCCCACGGGCGUCCUAAUUGGCGCCGGCAAAGGAGUCAUCCGAUCCAUGAUCUGCAAUGGCGAACUCAAGUCUGAAGUCAUACCCGUGGACAUCGCCAUCAACGGCCUGAUAUUGCUGCCGUACCACAACAGUCUCGCAGAAAAGAGACCACUUCAGGUACCAGUCUACAAUCUAACCGUGGACGAUGCUAAAAAACGCACCUGGAAGUGGAUCAUGGAUGUGGGUCGCGAAUUGGGCAUUAAGUACCCCUUUGAAGUUGGGCUCUGGUAUCCCGACGGGAACAUGACCUCCAGCAAAUUCUACCACACCAUUUGCAUCAUCCUGUUUAUGUGGCUGCCAGCAUACCUUAUCGACUUUCUACUCCUGAUCUUCGGACAGCGACGCUUUAUGAUUCGGGUACAAACAAAAAUUGCCGUGGGUCUGGAGGUGCUGCAGUUCUUCACAACGCGAAAUUGGGACUUUAAGUCCACACACUUUGAUCAGAUUUACAAGGAACUAAGUGUAACGGAUCGAAGAACAUUUAAGAUCAACACCAACGAUGUCGACGACUAUGAGUACAUGAAAGUCAGCAUUCUGGGGGGACGUCAGUAUGUGAUGAAGGAACCUUUGACCUCAUUGCCCAAAUCCCGCAUACAAUUAAGAUUCAUGUAUGUCCUGGACCGCAUUUGCAAAACGAUGAUCAUUUCUGGCCUGUUAUACUGGGCUUCUCAAAAACUAGGAAUCCUCGAUUUGGUUCGAAAUGGAGUGCAGUCUAGUAAAUGAGGAUUCGCUUUAUAUGAACACGUUUUUAAUUAUUGUACCUUUAUGUUCACGUGCCCUUGCAAGGUUUAUUUUGUAAAUCAGGUCAAAUAUAUUCAGGUGUUUUGUAUACGUUGACUUGUUUUUGCAAGUCGUGUUAAUUGUAAAAUAAAAUAAAAAAAAACUGCAUUAA
Messenger RNA from Drosophila suzukii, 1896 nucleotides. The record is from RefSeq and is a predicted model, not a curated record. NCBI's taxonomy places the organism in Eukaryota, Metazoa, Arthropoda, Insecta, Diptera, Drosophilidae.